Molecule: messenger RNA, 928 nt
Organism: Drosophila mojavensis
Lineage: Eukaryota; Metazoa; Arthropoda; Insecta; Diptera; Drosophilidae
Gene: Obp8a
Exons: 2
Coding region: 146-808 (220 amino acids)
Molecular function (GO): odorant binding
Source: RefSeq, a predicted model, not a curated record
AACGGCAGCUGUGACUGCCAAUCCAAUUCGAUUGCCUACCCAACUGGAUACGGCUCUGGCUUCAACUACGUACGUAACGUGCCAAAUGCCAAUUUGCUGACGUCAUUCCUGCUGCAGUCGAUCAUCUGGUGGGUGGUUGGGCGGCAUGAUUGUGGCUAGCAAUAACAAUCAGAGUGGCAAUGGCAAUGGCAAUGGCUAUGGCUAUGGCUAUCAACGCUGCGUCUGCCGCUCCAACGAUCAGCUCAGCUUGAUAAGCGCUUAUCCAGAUGUCGCUCAGUGCUGCUCUAUAGGUGGACCCAAGAUGACAUUCGUGCGAAUGCUGAUCUUGAUGCCGCUGCUGCUAUCGCUACUGGCUAACUGUGGGCCGUUGGCUUUGCCGCCACCGCCACCGCCACCACCACCCACUCCUUCAGCCCGAUCCGCCCAAUCGCUGGCCAUACUGCGUGCUCGAGAUCAAUGCUUCCGCAGCGAGCGGAUCAGCCCGAAUCAGCGCCUGGCCCUGGACAGACAGCAGUAUAGCAAUGUACCCUAUGUGCAUCGCUAUGUCUAUUGCUUCUGGACGCGCUUACAGCUGUGGCACGAUGGCACCGGCUUCGAUCCGAUGCGCAUUGUCGAAAGCUUUGGCGGCCCGAGGCGUCUGAAUCUGGAGCAGACCGUGCCGGCCAUCAAUGGCUGCAAUGCGCAUGCUCGUCGCUCGGCCAGAACGGCGCUGGACUGGUGCUACGGCGCCUUUGUUUGUGUGCUGCGCACCGCGGUGGGCGAUUGGUAUCGCCACCACAUGCAGGACGUCAUCAAUGGCAACGCCUAGGCUGGCGAUAAUGGGCGCAAUAACAAUGCAAGCAAUUAGGUGAUUGGGACCACAUACAUACAUACAUACACACAUACAGACAUAUUUAGCUUGUAUGAUUAAUGAUAAAAGAUGUUUGGA